AUGGCAACGAUGAGCAAGCGAUUCGCAUUAUUUCUUUGGUUGGAUGCGGUCAUUAAAAAUGCAGAUAUCUCCACGAAACUGUUCGACGAAUUUGCAUUAACUCCUGCAUGCCUUCCAUCGAUCGAAGAGAUAAGUCUCAAACAACUUUUAGAAAUUCUUGACGGAGAGACCUUGUUGUCGCAAGAAAGAGAAAUGUUUGAAGAGACUGGAGAAGACAUCGCAAUUAAGAUCCACUGUCACCCAACUGGAAAAACGAGCAGCAAUACAGCAACAAAAAAAAACAACACUGACAACAAUAACAACAACAACAAUAACAACAACACAUUGAAAACCAAAACAACAAUAAAAUAA
Molecule: messenger RNA, 351 nt
Organism: Helobdella robusta
Lineage: Eukaryota; Metazoa; Annelida; Clitellata; Rhynchobdellida; Glossiphoniidae
Exons: 3
Coding region: 1-351 (116 amino acids)
Source: RefSeq, a predicted model, not a curated record